Messenger RNA from Ooceraea biroi (clonal raider ant), 3471 nucleotides. It is a transcript of the gene EDTP, whose product is annotated as Egg-derived tyrosine phosphatase. NCBI's taxonomy places the organism in Eukaryota, Metazoa, Arthropoda, Insecta, Hymenoptera, Formicidae. The record is from RefSeq and is a predicted model, not a curated record. Gene Ontology annotation, biological process: dephosphorylation. Gene Ontology annotation, molecular function: phosphatidylinositol-3-phosphate phosphatase activity.
CUAUCGCGGGCAGUAGAUGAUGUUGCGCGCUCGUGCGCGCUGCGAGAGCCGUCGCACAUCGGGCAGCAGUGGAUAGAGGAGCGCGUGACACCCCGUGUGGCUCGUUUACGCGUCUGCACUACGUAGAACGAGGCGUGCGAACGCGGAAUAAUAAUUGUCGUUCGAACCGCGUGCGAGAGGAUCGUGCGAUCGUCUUUCGACGUUUCAGUCGUAUCCGAGCGUGCAGCGAGUAUGUAUUUUUAGGAUUUUGAUAAAGGUGCUCGCGGAUCUUUUCCGAGUUCAGCGCGGUUCAAUCAAAAUUCUAAAAAUACAUCUCGCCGUUAUUGCCGAGACACGAGGCGGGUUGUAUAAUAAUCCCACCAGUUCCCGUCGUUCAUCCUUGCGAAGAGAGUUCGUCCUUGCGAAGAGAACGCUUGGUGCACGUCGCCGUGCGGGACGGAACGUGCGCAACGUGCAGCAGAGUUGAUGCAUAGGUUAUACGCGUUCGCGAGUAUCCUCGUGGGCUCGCAGGAGAGAAUUUUCGACGAGCACUGCCGCGAUUCGCUGUUCCAGGCGCGUGGCUCUCGAUUUCCUCCUGAUUAAUAAUUCCUUGCGAAUGCUGUCACGCCGUCGCUCGCGAAUUUCACACGUUGCGCUACAUUGUAGAAAAAUUUCCAGCAAAUAUCUCUUUCCUUUGGAAUUCUCUGACUUUUCAUUUCGUUUCUGUCAUUUCCAUUAAUAGGAGCAACUGAGAAAUAUUUGUAAUCGCAAUGUCAAUGUUCAAGAGUCAUAAAGCAUGUUUUUAUGUGGUGAAAGUUAAUUGUUUUCUCUUGAUUAUAAACAUUAAUACCUUGUCUUUUCUUAUUUCUUUCUUCGAGUAGCCAGUGGUAACGUGGGAGUCAUGUUGUACAGUUCAAAAGUCGUUUCAGUAUAUUUCCGGAGAGUAUCAAGAUAAAUAUAUCGUACAUGUAAUAGAAUAUUUUUAGUUGUAGACAAUUUUCCUGCGUGUAACGGCUGUAUGUAAUGGAUAAAACUUGUUGUCUAUAGAAAUGUGACAUUACUCCAUUAUAUACGUGCAAAAGAUUCUGUGUCAUCGGUACUUGAAGAGGGAUUGCGAUGAGAAGAAUCUGAUGAAUGUUGAUUUACAAUGCCAUGUACAUAUAUCUUGAAUUUAAUGUUUGUAUUGUGUCUCUGCUAUGCAAGGCAACUGGUAAUGCAUCGUGAGCUUGAUUGUAAUAGUUACAAAGACUCUGUGCCACCUUGGAAGGAUUUUACAAGCAAAUUGUCACGGCACAUUCAGAAACACAGCUGAAACUACUGUACUGAAUCAUGGCUGAGAUUAAUGUGGAAGAAUUGAAAGAUCUUAUUACAUACUUUGCAAAGAACACCUACAGGACCAAGAAGUCAAGGAAUCAUGCAAAAGUGUAUCCUGCUUGCGGCCUCUGAUUACGAAUGUUUUACGAUCGACAACAUCGAAGGUGAUCUCUGUGCACAUUAUCCCAGCCAUCUUAUAAUGUUGGAGCGCGAGAAGCCGCGAAGCGCGAAAAAUUGCGACACGCCGCCACGCGUAAUGGAAACCAUACACGAAAAUAAGAAUGCAAAGAAUAAGUUUAAGAAAUUGGUAACGCAAUCAAGAUUCGCCAGGUGCCGCUCAAGGUUUCCAGUGCCGGUGAUACUUUAUAAGGGUAGACACGUGUGUAGAUCCGCGACAUUGUCCACUGCCCCAGAAGCAAUUGGUAGAGCCGGGAUCGAUAUGUUGUCCAACAGUAUGGCUAGCACUAGUUCCGCUAAUGAAGACGUACUGUUGGACGAUUGUCCGUAUAAUAUGUAUUCAGAGGUCUACAAGGAAGAUUUCAUGUCCUCCGAACUGAUAGACAAAGUCAGGUGGUCUGACGUACGGCUCCUGAAAAUUCUCAGUGUGGGCACCAUCGUUGACUUCAUGGUUGAGAAGAAGAAAAUCAAAUACGGAAUGGCCGUAACUUCGUCGGAGAAGGUAGACCAAGAGAAGCGGUACAACAGCUUUGCUCUCAUUUCACUGCCAUAUCCUGGAUGUGAAUUCUUUAAGGAGUUCCGAGAUCAGGAUUAUCGGUCGAAGGGUUUGGUAUUUAACUGGUGUCAGAAUUACGUAGACGCACCGAUCUCUGUACCUGAAGACUCAAUCGCCUGUCAGCUGGGUAUCAACUGGAAUCGAUAUACAGAAUGGGAUCUAGUCAUAUUAACGCAAAACUAUUUAAAAUUGUUACUGAGGUACUUGAGUGAUAGUAAUAAUGGAAUAUUGAUUCACUGUAUCUCAGGCUGGGACCGCACGCCGCUAUUUAUCUCGUUACUGAGAAUUAGUCUGUGGGCAGACGGGGUAAUUCAUACGACGUUGACGUCGUAUCAACUGCUUUAUUACACUAUCGCCUACGACUGGCUGCUUUUCGGGCACGAUUUAGCGGAUAGGCUCAAUAAAGGGGAGGAGAUACUUUUCUUCUGCUUCGAUUUCUUGAAAUACAUCGAGAAGGAUCAAUUCAGCGUGCACAAACGUUGUGACAAAACUUCGAGGUGCAGCGAGUCGCAGUCGGACAGCUCUUUACCGGACGAGACGUCCUUUUACUUUCCCAACGUUAAAACCAGUCCCAAGAACGGUUCGCCCAGCUCUAUCGGGCAAAGCAGCGUAGACAGCGAUCCAUCUGUGUUCUCCGUCGAUGUUCUCGACAACCAGGAUGACCCUCGAGGCAACGUGAAUGCACCCGGAACACUCCACGUGUCGCCAAAUAAGGAAGGUGGUGCCGCACAGGCAUCAUCGCGCUCAUCAUCCUCGUCGACGAAUCGCACGUCUCCGAUCGGGGUUCCUAUACCGUGUAACAAUACUCGUGUCCGACAGAGAAACGAUUCGACGUCGUCAGGUGAUUCGUGGCAGCUGGUAACGGGGACCGGCAGUUUGUGCGGCACUGCGUCCGCUAACGCCCUGCACGCGGACGGCGCGUCAGCCCUCGACAUCGACUUCAAGUUUUCAUGCGCGACUUGCACGUCCCCGCGGACGUCGCAGGCACUCUGUUCGGAGGACGCUGCCGUCUCCGCGUCGCAGCGCAGAGAACGCUUACGCUCGCUGCGAAAUAUAUUUUACAAAGCUUACGGACCUCAUGGAUUUCGAUCGAAGGACGAAGUAAGUGGCCUCAGCCAGUAUCUGGGAAACAUCGUUUCAAUAACUUCCAUUCAACACACAUCCUAGUAUUAACUAAAACGUUGUUAUCGGACGAUUUUCCAAGACUACGAAUUUGUUGAUAGUAUCUUCGGCCGAUUGAUAAUUUUUAUAGAGAUGCGUCUAUAAAGUAAGAUGAUUGUACAUUAUUGUUUUCUCUCAAGAAUGGAUUGUUACAUAAAAUAUCGCAGGAGAUGCGCAUAUAUAUAUAUAUAUAUAUAAUUGAAUAAAACUUGAUAUUUUUGUAUGCGAGAACACAAAUAGUUUCAUUGCACUAUCAGUUUUAUAAUAUAAAAUUUUAUAAUUUA